This is a messenger RNA of Brassica napus (rape), 1318 nucleotides long. Its product is annotated as protein TIFY 10A. Gene Ontology annotation, cellular component: nucleus. Gene Ontology annotation, biological process: regulation of defense response; regulation of jasmonic acid mediated signaling pathway; response to wounding. The coding region runs from base 159 to 980 and encodes 273 amino acids. The transcript has 4 exons. The record is from RefSeq and is a predicted model, not a curated record. NCBI's taxonomy places the organism in Eukaryota, Viridiplantae, Streptophyta, Magnoliopsida, Brassicales, Brassicaceae.
UGGGAGGUAGGAGGAGACUCAGCAACCAAACUCAAUUUACAAAAGAAGAAGAAGAAGAAAAGAAGAGUAAUCGAAGAAGAAGAAGAAGAUUAGUUAUCGUGAGCUAUUGGAGAAACUCGUUUCGAUUCGUUUCUACCAAGUUUUUUGUUUGUAUAACGAUGUCGAGUCCUAUGGAGUCCUCUGAUUUCGCCGCUACACGGAGAUUUUCAAGGAAGCCGAGCUUCUCUCAGACGUGUAGUCGUUUGAGUCAGUAUCUGAAGGAGAACGGUAGCUUUGGAGAUCUGAGCUUAGGGAUGGCAUGCAAGCCUGAGGUCAACGGCAUCUCUCGUCAGCCCACAACAACCAUGAGUUUAUUCCCUUGUGAAGCUUCCAACAUGGAACCCAUUGGCCAAGAUGUUAAACCAAAAAAUCUGUUUCCCAGGCAACCAAGUUUUUCUUCCUCAUCCUCCUCUCUCCCCAAAGAAGAUAUCCUAAAAAUGACACAGGCUACUUCUUCCACUAGAUCUGUGAAACCAGAGCCUCAAACUGCACCGUUGACUAUAUUUUAUGGCGGGCAAGUGAUUGUGUUCAAUGACUUUUCUGCUGAGAAAGCCAAAGAAGUGAUGGACUUGGCGAGCAAAGGAACCGCUAAUACCUUCACCGGUUUCACAUCUAAUGUCAACAACAACAUCCAGAGUGUUUACACUACUAAUCUAGCCAAUAACCAAACAGAGAUGAGAAGUAACAUCGCUCCUAUCCCAAACCAACUUCCUCAUCUCAUGAAAACCACAACACAAAAUCCAGUUCAAUCCUCCUCAACUGCAAUGGCAUGCGAACUUCCUAUUGCUAGACGAGCUUCACUCCAUCGGUUCUUGGCCAAGAGAAAGGACAGGGUUACUUCAAAGGCACCAUAUCAACUAAACGAUCCAGCCAAAGCGUCUUCAAAGCCUCAAACCGGAGACAACACCACCUCUUGGCUCGGUUUAGCAGCUGAAAUGUGAAGGACAUCGCUAAACCACCACAAACCGUACCGGGGUAUUCUUUUGACGUCUCAUCAAUAAACAAGAUAUAUAUGAAAAGCUCCUGCCUCAUGGUUCUUAGUUCGCGUUUGACUAUAUUUUAGAACUAUUUAAUCGCUAGGAAACUUCAUAUAUUUGUAUGUAUAUGUUUAUGAUUAGCGAUCAAUUCUUGUUAGCGCCUGUCUUUUGCUAGGUAAUGUAUCAUGUCUGUCUAAAUCCUCUUUCUCUGGGCUGUCUCAUAACUAGUCUCGUAUGUUACUGAGUUUGUAAGAACAACAAAUUUUGUUGACGACAAUGCUACUUGAUAGUUUUAAUUUUAA